AUGCCAAACAGAAACACCUCCGCCGUUCUAAAUGGCGUUGCGGUGAGACAGGAUGCAGGCCCAAGUGGCAAUUGCACCCUCAGUAGCAGUGGGAUGUGUUCAUCUGACACGGCCACCACUCACGAUUCCAUCUCGAGGGAGCUGAGUUUCCCCUCGAAGUCAUCGUCGGACACAUCCUCGAAGGAGGAGCAGCAGCAGCGACACUGCGGUGGCGUGAGGGGGUACGUGCACUACGCGAUGCAGCAGAUGUGGUGCAUCCGCGAGACGCUCCAAAAGGAGCAGCUGCCGUGGAAGAAGGAUUUCUUCAACUACAAGCAAUUUUUCAUGCCGAAGAGCUCGUCCGAGGCAAUUGAACGGCUGAAUCUGAAUCUUCCAUUCUAUGGCGCCAACUAUGCGGUGGUAUUCUACUCGGCCACACUUCCGUUUCUUCUGCUGUACGACCCGGUGUUUUUUGUCCUGCUGCUCGUUUCCGCCAUUCUUGUGCACAGCAUUCACCUCCACGAGAAGAAGCGGGCAAAGUGCGGUGCGAACAUGUGCAUCGGGGGCGUAUCUAUACUAUACCAGAACCUUGUGGACGUCUACAUUAUCAUUUUAUGGAUACUCUUCUUCUUCAGAGACGGCCUCCGAACUCUUGGUCUCGUGCUGCUUCUCAACAGCAUUCUCAUCCUCCCCCACGCGCUGUGGCGCCGGCCCACCUACUUUGAUGAUGAAGAGCUGGAGAAGCUCCGCCCAAAGACGGUACAGUACAUUAUCACAUUGGUGUUGCUGGUGCUCGCAUACUUGGAGUGUAAGGGCGCCGGAGGAAAAAGUGGUGUGGUGCAGCAAGAGAUGGAAGCGGUGACAGAAGAUAUAAGCAUUGUCAUGAAACAAGAUCAACAACAACAACAAAAACAAUGCCAUCACCUGUGGAAGCCUCCGUUCAAAGAGAAUGAAUCGCCGUUACCUAAUAUACCUUUAAGGUGA
This is a messenger RNA of Trypanosoma grayi, 963 nucleotides long. RefSeq names its product putative RAB-interacting protein. The record is from RefSeq and is a predicted model, not a curated record. The transcript has a single exon. NCBI's taxonomy places the organism in Eukaryota, Euglenozoa, Kinetoplastea, Trypanosomatida, Trypanosomatidae. The coding region runs from base 1 to 963 and encodes 320 amino acids. Gene Ontology annotation, cellular component: Golgi apparatus.